This is a messenger RNA of Sebastes umbrosus (honeycomb rockfish), 1303 nucleotides long. It is a transcript of the gene ndufa10, whose product is annotated as NADH:ubiquinone oxidoreductase subunit A10. Gene Ontology annotation, cellular component: cytoplasm. NCBI's taxonomy places the organism in Eukaryota, Metazoa, Chordata, Actinopteri, Perciformes, Sebastidae. The record is from RefSeq and is a predicted model, not a curated record. Bases 98 to 1165 code for a protein of 355 amino acids. Gene Ontology annotation, biological process: mitochondrial electron transport, NADH to ubiquinone. The transcript is spliced from 10 exons.
CCCUGUGACGUGUUAUUCAGCGGCCGGGUUGCGGUCAGGUCCUCAGGAGGUUCUGGUUCUGGUUCUGGAGGACAGGCAGUUUAAUCAGGUUAACAUCAUGGCUCUGAGGCUGAUCCGGCUGGUCCUCCCAGCAGGAACAUCAGCUCUAACAGCGGUGAACGUGACUCAGCAGGCAGGCGUUCACACCAGCUCGGUGAGAAGCCUCCGGUAUGGCUGGUGGGCCUACGCACUGGGCGAGAGGACGACGCCGCGGUUAAAUCAGCACAGUAAAAUCAUCACCCUGGAUGGCAACUUGUCGUCAGGGAAAGGAGCGCUGGCCCAGAAGCUGGCCGAUAAGCUGGGGAUGCUCUACAUGCCUGAGCCCGACACUUUCUACAUGGACAAGAUGACCGGGGAGAAGGAGCCACUUCCUGUCGACUUCAACGGGAUGUGCAGCCUGGAGAAGUUCUACACAGACCCCAAAGCUGCCGACGGAAACAGCUACAGACUGCAGCUCUGGAUGUACCUCAUGAGGCUGCUUCAGUACUCCGACGCCAUCGAACACCUGCUCACCACAGGCCAAGGCGUGAUCCUGGAGCGUUCUCCCUUCAGUGAUAUCGUCUUCCUGGAGGCCAUGUUCAAAGAGGGAUACAUCAGAAAGGAGUGUGUGGAGCACUACAAUGAGAUCAAAGGCAUCAGCAUCUGUGAGUUCCUGCCUCCUCACCUCGUCAUCUAUGUCGACCAGCCAGCUGAGGAAGUGCAGAAGAAGCUAAAACAGAGCAGCAAGUCCUAUCUUCAGAAUGUGCCCCUGACAUAUCUGAAGGCCAUCGAGGACAGCUACAAGAAGUCUUUCCUGCCCAAAAUCAGCGAAACAACAGAAGUGUUGGCUUAUGAUGCAACCCAAGCCCAAGAUGUAGAAAGGGUGGCAGAAGACGUGGAGUAUCUGAAGUUUGACAAAGGGCCGUGGCUGGAGCAGGAUGAUGUCACCUACCACCACAUGAGGAUUCUCGUGGAAGACAAACAGAUGGUGGCAAACCUGGCCCACAUACCCAAGUUUCUGCCAGAGAUAACCAUCGGGGCCCACGACUACGAUGAAAAAUACUACGCCUUUAAAUCGCUCCCUGGGAAGAAGUAUGCUGCUGGUUAUAAUGCAGAUGUUGGAGACAAACACAUCUGGCUGAAGUGAAGUGAGUCCUGUCACUGAUUCAUCCCUCGCCGCUGGCUGAUCAGCUCCCUCAGUGAGCUCGUAUUGACCCGGUUCCCUCCUGUUGUACAUCCUAAAUAAUAUGUAUGUAUUAAAAGAAUAAAUUUUGAAUCUACAAAA